Zootoca vivipara (common lizard) is the source of this 6666-nucleotide messenger RNA. It is a transcript of the gene HOXC6, whose product is annotated as homeobox C6. Gene Ontology annotation, molecular function: DNA-binding transcription factor activity, RNA polymerase II-specific; RNA polymerase II cis-regulatory region sequence-specific DNA binding. The record is from RefSeq and is a predicted model, not a curated record. Gene Ontology annotation, biological process: regulation of transcription by RNA polymerase II; anterior/posterior pattern specification. Lineage: Eukaryota; Metazoa; Chordata; Lepidosauria; Squamata; Lacertidae. Gene Ontology annotation, cellular component: nucleus.
UUCUCUUCUGUUUAGAAAAGUAAUAAAACACUUCACUUUCUCCACCCGAAAUCACUUGGUACUCACCAGAUCCCUCCAAAACAGCUCCCUAGGACUUCUACAGGUCACCCCUCCAAACCCCAGCCCCCUUUGCAUUUGCAACCAUCCCAGAAAUUUUAAGGGUCUGAGAUAAGGAUUAUUAUAACACUAGAACAAUGAAUAUACUUUUGGUGAAUUGAACCUACCAAGAAAGUCUUCUUCUUUAUCUCCUUCUCAUUCCCACACCUUGAAGUUCUAUUACUUUUAAUGUAGUCUCAAUCUACACUGAAGUAUUUUUUAAGAUACUAUCCAAUCUAAACACAAACACACGAGGGGGGAGGAGUCUCUCUGUGUUUGUGUGUGUUAUCUAACUCCCAUUAAAAGAGAAAGAAAAAUAUCUACCUUCUAUCAGUUCGGAUUGAUUGUGCAUGGAAACACACACACACACACACACACAGAAUGACUUUGAAAACUAGUGAUAUUAAUUGCUUGCAGUUACCAUGAGCUUCACUGAGCUCUGCUUGUCUGCCUGUCUCUGUUUAUCUACUGACCUACCAACCUACCUACACGUACAGACACAUUAGUUGCAUUGUUAUGUAUAUCUCUAAGUGUGUGUGUGUGUGUGUAGUGGGGUAAUGUUUGGGCCCUUUUUUUUCCUCUCCCAUUCUCCUAGUGGUUGUACCUCUCUGUCUAUGGACUAUCCGGUAUAAUGUGCUAAAUAGCUGGGAAGCCUCAGGAAAGCAAAUACUAUUUUCAAAAUCGGCAUGCUAGUAAAUUUGUCAUGUGUACCAGCCUUAAAUGUGUACACGUUUGGAUGAGAACUGCUGUAGGAUGGAAAAGCCAUGUCCAUUUAGUAGGGAGAGAUGCAGGAUAGAAGCUUAAUAACAAGCUACACACUCUCUUGCUUUCUUUAUAUACUCCCUGAUUUUUUAAAAGAAACUUUUAUAUUUUUUUCAUACUGACACUCAAGGAACGCUUAACGUUAUACAAGAUGAAUACUUCAGUCCUCUUUUUGUCAGUUGCAGUCUCGUUUAUGGUUUUAUUACUACCAUUGAUUACUUUGCUUUGUUGCACAGAGGAAAAAGAUCAUAAAAUCCUUUGGCAUCCGGGUUCCACUUAGAGCAGGGGUGUGUGUGUGUAGGGGGGGGGUAUGUGCUCCCCUUCUUUCUCAACUAAAACCUUCACCCAAAAGAGGAAUGUUAGAAGUAUUGAUUCAUUACGACCAAACACAAUGAGAAAUAUUCCAAGCUUUCCAGAAAAUCGACUGGUUCUAGCUUUAAAACCACUAAACAAAAGCUUCCUAACAUGCCCAUGGAAAUAAGCCCAAUGUUUCCUAGUCCUAAUUGAAUUUUUAAAUAGCAAGCCAAUGGAAUGAUGUAGGAGUCUUGCUAUAUUUACAGAUCAGCAGGUAUAUUUUACUUUUAAGGAACAAUUUAUGGCACUGGAUUGAAAUUAAAAUUAGAUUAGCUGUCUUCAUUUCAAUUAGUGUGUCGGUGCAAAUCCACCAGAGGAGUAGAAUGUAAUCCACUCUCUAAUCUAACUAAAUAUUUCAAGGGAAGUUUUCCAAUCAGCUACAAAUAUCUGGAGUCGUAAAUUUUUUCAUUCCUUUCUCUACCUCUUUCUGUUUUUGCAAACAUAAACACGAGGGGCUCCUUCUAGCAAACACCAUUCCAAAUGCAAAGGUAAUGCUUUGGGGGAUGUUGAUAUUGCAAAUGUAAACAUUGCCAUAGCAGACUCCAGCUCUGAAAAAUGACAAAGCAAAUAUUCAAUAGAGAAACAUACAAAUGUGCUUCUUCUUCUUUUUGAUUCUAACCUGGACUCUGAAUUUUGAUUAUAUAUACAAAUAUAGCAGCAACCCACCACCCUGGAAAGUUCUUCAAAUUCCAGAGUACAGGAAUGCUCUAAAAGAUACAGUAUCUGCCCAGCUGUCACCUGGUCUCCUCUCCCUGCUUUCAAGAUUGUAUUAUAAAGAGCACAAGCACUUGAUUCCACAUUUAUUGACCAACAGUAAAUUAGUGGAGGAAAAGAAAAUUUAUGGUUUAAUAUUUUAUGCACACUUGAGAUUUAUGACUAUAAUUUCUGAGCUAUUUGGUUGCUAGGUAUUAAGGAAGCAUUUCCAAUAGAAUAAAUAUCUUGAUUCCUGAUCUCCAUAACCAUUUGCCUUUUCUUUCUUAAAAAAAAAUCAACUAAAGCUCUAUUUGGCUUGUGAAAUUUAAAAAAGAAGUCUCUUUCUUUCUUUCUUUCUUUCUUUCUUUCUUUCUUUCUUUCUUUCUUUCUUUCUUUCUUUCUUUCUUUCUUUCUUUCUGUGCCCCUCCCUCUUCAACCCUCUCCCAUUCCCUCCCCCGAACCAUACUUACUAUUUCCCCCCUCUUCUUCCAAACCAUCUUAUAUUUAGAAUUUCGAGACUUACUUUCAAUGCAUACUUAGUUUCAACUGGGGAAUCAACACAAGCAAAAGCAAUUUUUCCGUGUCUUGACAUCUAGCUUCCUAUUGGCUCACAACGGGUCAGCUGACUUUGUCAUUUUGUCUGUCCUGGAGUGGAGCCGUCCCUAUAACAAUCUAGUUCAGACUACAAACUGGAGACAGAAAUAAAUAUUAAAGAAAUCAUACAAGCCAGGUAUAGGGGGGAAGAUAUGAAUUCCUAUUUCACAAACCCGUCGUUGUCUUGCCACCUCACCAGUGGUCAAGAGGUCCUGCCCAACGUGGCGAUCAAUUCCUCUGCUUAUGACCCUGUAAGGCAUUUUUCAACUUAUGGAGCAGCGGUUGCUCAAAACAGGAUCUAUUCAUCUCCUUUUUAUUCACCGCAAGAUAAUGUUGUGUUUAGCUCCAGUCGGGGACCAUAUGAUUACGGAUCUAAUGCCUUUUAUCAAGAAAAAGACAUGCUCUCUAGCUGCAGGCAAAAUUCUAUGGGACACAAUACACAAACUUCCAUUGCACAGGAUUUUACAAGUGACCAAAACAGGAGCACAUCCCAGGAACAGAAAACUAGCAUUCAAAUAUACCCGUGGAUGCAGCGCAUGAACUCCCACAGUGGGGUCGGCUAUGGAGCAGAUCGGAGGAGGGGGCGUCAGAUCUACUCGCGUUACCAGACCCUGGAGCUGGAGAAGGAAUUCCAUUUCAAUCGCUACUUGACGCGGCGGAGGAGGAUUGAGAUAGCCAACGCUCUUUGCCUAACUGAACGCCAGAUCAAGAUCUGGUUUCAAAACAGGAGGAUGAAAUGGAAAAAAGAAAGCAAUUUGAGUUCCACCCUGUCUGGGGGAGGUGGCGCUGGAGCAGCUGCAGAUAGCUUGGGCGCAAAGGAGGAGAAAAGGGAAGAAACAGAAGAGGAGAAACCAAAGGAUUGAAAACACUGACGGUGCUGGCAGCUCCCCUCUCCCUUCCCCAACACACACACUCACACACACAUUCGCACACGGCCCCGCUUCCUCUUCUUUAUCGGUCUCUUUCUUUUUCGCCCCCCACUCCCAAUUUCUCCUUUCCAUUCUCUAUUACCACUGGCACAAUCUAUACAUUUGGUUGUAUGAGAGAGAGAGAGAGAGAGAGAUGUGGAGGUGGGAGAUCUCCCCUCCCCCAUUUCCUCCAUCUCUCCAGCAGUGAUUCACCCACUUUCAUAACUUUCUUCCUAAGGAGCUCAUCAAGCCCCCCCUCCAACUUCCCCCUCUGCCUUUGCAUCCGAGCCCAGUUAUCUACCUUUGCAUAAAGACUGUAUUUAAUGCAACCCCCUCCACCACUACUACCACCACCACCCGCCAUUCCUUCUCCUCUUCCCUCUUCCUGAAUAGUUUUGCUUGCAAAAAGGCAGAUCCCCCUGUAGGGGCUGCUUUGGGAUCAACCAUGUCAAAAAGGCACUCUAUGCAGCUUCGCUUCCAAAAUGAUGAUAAUUAUUGUGGUGGUGGUGGUGAUGUAAGUGGGGGGGGGAUUGAAUUGCCUACCCCUGUGAAAAUAUUUCCUUCCAUGCCCACCUUCUCCCACACCUCCAAGCUAUGUCUACCUAAAUAUAGCAUUUUCCAGAGUAAACUAAUUGUAUUUAAACACUACCUGAGGUCAUUAUGCAUUCUACAAACUGUGACAGUUUCUGUGUGAAUAUUUUUAGCUGUAUUUGUGGUCUCUGUAUUUAUAUUUAUGUUUAGUACUGUAAUGUUCAAGCAGUAUAAACGUGAAUGGAAUUCUAUAGCAAGUAGGAGGAAAUAAAUAAAUAAAUCUUGUGUUACACUCUCUAACAUCAUGUAUAAAGGUCACGUCCAGAGGACUAUGGUUGAGUAUUUAAUAAAAACUGGAUAUUAUUUUUAAAAGUUACUGAAUGGUUUCUGAAAUUCAAUUGGGGGAAGAUCUCAGGUGAAAGAAUUUUGCAUCAGCCACCACGGAUUCCGUGCGUGAGGAUGCUGCUCCAUUUUUAGAUGCCAGUAUUCAUGAUCGCCUGUCAGCACGACUCUCGGCAUAUUUAGUCGGAAGUAAACAGGAUGGUGGGCGCAUAUAAUUUACUUCCAGUUAGGCAUCCUUAAGUGUGUGUGUGUGUGUGUGUGUGUGUGUGUGUGUGUGUGUAUAUAUAUAAAAUGAGUAUCUAUAUCCCAUCUUGCUGCGUUUCAUUUCGCGCUUUCAUCCCCUGAAAACUGCAUGAAACCCCAACUCUGAGUGUUAAAAGCUCAGACAGAUUUUAUUCCCUAAUUCUCGAGGCCAAAUAAUUGCUUAAAAACAAAUGCAUUUAUUCAUUCAUUCAUUCAUUCUUAAAUUAAAGCUACCAGUGGAAACUAGACUCCCAGGGCGCCCCUCUCUAGAUAUAUUUAUUUCGAGGUAACAGAGUAAUGGGCAGAAAUAUUUUUAUUUUUUAUUGCAGACGCUUAGAAAGCAGCGAUUGACAAUAGCCUAGUUUGCAAUGAGCACAUCAACAUUACAUUGUGGCUUAGGCUCAGGAAUUGCCCUCUGCUUUUAUGUUUUAGCUCAGAGGCAUCUUUUCAACCAGGUACAAACGUUCAAGAAAGUAAUCCUGUCUUCUGGAGGCAUUCACUGCCUUGAGAACCUUUGCUACUCUUUGAACAUUGUGCACUAAACUAUCAGGGUCCGGUUAAACAAAAGAAAAUACCAGCAAACCCCCAACAAGACGAUUUCUUACCCCCGCUUGUGCGUAAAAUUUGGAAGGCUUUAAGAACAUCUCUCUUUAGAUAUGCCACAAAAGCCUAGCACAUGUAGUAAGUAGAGAGAUCAUAUUAAUUUCAAAUGCAAAUAUAUGCAACAUAGAGGAGGGGAAUGCAGGUAACAAUAUUUAAGAGAUUUGCUCCCGUAUUUCCAAAUGUCCCUCUGCCAUAAUUGAGCUAAACAUUAAAAUAAGUAUAAAACAUAAGCGAAGGGUAAUGUAAGGACUUUUAAAAGGGCCACUGAAAUUAAAAAGUUUAUGCUUUAUCUUAAAGCUGCCCCCCCCCCAAGAAGACCACGUAAAACUGAGGUGGUAAAAAGAUGAAAUAAUAUAUUUAUAACUCACAUAAGUAUUCCAAUGUUAUUUAUUUUAUCCUAUCCUUUAAACAAAUUUAAUAAGUGGGAAGGAAAAUCUUCUGUGUUUCCAACUGUUUCGCUAAACACCCCGGCGGAAGGGAAUAUAUUUCUCAAGAGAAACCCGCAGAUCCAGCCUCAUGCUUGCAAGCAGGGAUUUGCAGUGAGGAAGGGGAGCCUCUUGGCACAUACCUUCACCUGCCUGCUAUCCCCCUCUCCAAGCUUUUUAAAGAGGCUUCUCACGUGCCCACAGACAUACAGACAUACAGACACCAAAAAACAAGGUGAAUGUUUAUUCAUUCGCCCAAGGUACAAGGCUGAUUUAUGAGGAGGCUGCGUUGAUUCAUAACCUCCAGUGAACACACACACACACCAACUCCCAAAGAUACUGCACUCCACAUAUACAGAGAGAUAUACAAAGAACAGAAUAUUAACACAACGCAGAUUUCAAUUUGCUGCACACGCCUAGUAAUAAAAAACAGUUCCAUGCGACCAGUUAUAUAUGCAUCCAUGUCAACAAUGCAGGAGAUGUAUGCAUGUGUGCAUAAAGUAUACGAUCUGAGAAGCCGUACAGAGCACACUGACUUUACUUCCUGCAGCAUAUCCCACGUACACCUACAUAUGUAUUCUCUGAUGAACCGAGUAACGCUAACCAAGGGAAUUCGAAUCCAGGACUUUGUCUCCCUGGUUGCACUCAGUGCAGAUGCAAUCUCGAUUGCAUUAUUUGAGAAUAUGCGCCUGUCUACACUGAAUCAAGCGAACAGGCUCAUAUGAGGUUGCUGCGCGGGCGCGGGCGCGGACACACAUAUGCAUACAACACGGAAUAUCCGGCCUACACAGAAGGAAUUGUUUGUACACGAGGACGCGUCCCAAGGCCAUAUUUUACACCAUCCCACAUCAAGGGCCGAAAAUUUCCUAUGAAUCGCUGUGGACGGGAAAUUAGCUCUUGUCUUCCAUCCCAACGAAGGCUUAGGGGCUGUUUGUGCGUGUUGUUUCACACCCAUAAGCCUCGAGCGUUAGGGAAGGGUAGUAUUUUAUGAGACGUCAUACCCCAGACCCAGCACCAGGUGACGCUAUAGUCUCAUUGUCUCGGUGUUUUGAGUGUGGGGCCUUUUUUUUUUUUGUUUCGUUAUGCCAACAUAUCACAUACGUUUCUCGGGCUUC